Molecule: messenger RNA, 3442 nt
Organism: Phasianus colchicus (ring-necked pheasant)
Lineage: Eukaryota; Metazoa; Chordata; Aves; Galliformes; Phasianidae
Gene: SH3BP4
Product: SH3 domain binding protein 4
Cellular component (GO): cytoplasm
Molecular function (GO): protein binding
Source: RefSeq, a predicted model, not a curated record
CGGUGAGCGCUGUCCGGUGCCGGGCGGGGAAACGCGAACCGAGAGCGGCGGUGGAGACGGUGGAGGUUCGGUUCCGCCGCCCGCAGGCAAGCUGCCCAGGGUGCUGUGGUAUCUCCGGGGUGUGUGGAGGAGCCAUGCCCACCUAACACUGCCCGGGCUCUCGACGAGCUCAAAAUGGCGGCACAGAGGAUCCGGGCAGCCAACUCCAGCGGCCUGCUGCGCUGCAAGUCGGAGGGGACACUCAUCGACCUCAGCGAGGGCUUCUCAGAAAGCAGCCUGUGCGACGUCAAAGUGCCUUCUCCUAGUGCCUUGCUGGUUGACAAUCCCACGUCCUUUGGAAAUGCAAAGGAAGUAAUAGCAAUCAAAGAUUACUGUCCAACUAAUUUCACCACUUUAAAGUUUUCUAAGGGGGACCAUCUUUAUGUCUUAGACACAUCAGGAGGUGAGUGGUGGUAUGCUCACAAUACCACAGAAAUGGGUUACAUCCCUUCCUCCUACGUCCAGCCUGUAAACUACCGCAACUCUUCCUUAACGGACAGCGGGAUGAUAGACAAUCUACUGGAGAGCCCUGACGAGGGGGUCAGGGAGCUGGACCUGCUUGGAGAAUGGACUGAUGUGAAAAGAAACUCUGUGAAAGCCCACAAUAAUAACCCUUUCUUGAACAGUGUCCAGACAAACCCAUUUCUCAAUGGGAAUUUGCAGACAUUGACCAGCUCAGACAGAGAGCCCAACUCCAAAGCAUCUGUUGACUUGCUGCUCUUUGACACGGGGCCUCCUUCUUCAACAGUUCCUAGCUCAGCUGCUAAUAGCAGCAUGGGUAACAUUUUUGAUGAAUUUCCAUCCACAAACAGGCUGGACCUGGAAGAGUCCGUGAAAAGGGACAAUCCCUUCUUCAGGAGCAAACGCUCUUACAGCUUGUCUGAGCUCUCUGUUCUGCAAGCGAAGUCGGACACUCCGGCACAGUCCAGUUUUUUCAGUGGUUUAAAAUCUCCCACUCCUGAGCAAUUCCAGAGCAGGGAAGAUUUUAGGACCGCGUGGUUGAACCAUAGGAAGCUGGCCCGGUCUUGCCAUGACUUGGAUUUGCUUGGUCAAAAUCCUGGCUGGGGUCAGACACAACCGGUGGAGACCAACAUUGUCUGCAAACUGGAUAGCUCUGGUGGAGCUGUUCAGCUUCCAGACACCAACAUCAGCAUCCAUGUGCCAGAAGGUCACGUGUGCCCCGGGGAAACGCAGCAGAUCUCCAUGAAAGCUAUGCUAGAUCCACCGCUGGAGCUCAACAGCGAUAAGUGCAGCACCAUCAGCCCCGUCCUGCAGAUCAAACUCAGCAACAUGGAGGUGAAAACGUUCAUCAUUCUGGAGAUGAAGGUAUCUGCGGAGGUUAAGAAUGACAUCAUGAGCAAGAAUUUGGUAGGGCUGCAGUGCCUGCGGAGUGACAUGAAAGAGGGGCCAUACAUGCCAAUGCAGCUGAGCUAUUCGUAUGGGGACACGAUACAGGUGCAGCUGGAGAACCUAGAGCCUUGCAUGUACAUCGCUGCUGUAGCUCAAGGGCAGAACAUCCUCUACCCUUACACUGUUUGGGAUUAUAUCAGCAAGAAGAUCACAGUUGGUGUUUAUGGCCCAAAACAUAUUCACCCUUCCUUUAAAACAGUUGUGGCCGUGUUUGGGCACGAAUGUGCACCCAAGACUCUCCUAGUGAACGAGGUCACGAGGCAGUCUCACAGCCCAGCUCCAGUUGCCCUUCAGCUCUGGGGUAAGCACCAGUUUACUCUGUCCCGGCCUCAGGACCUCAAGCUCUGCAUGUUCUCCAACAUGACCAACUAUGAGGUGAAAGCUAGUGAGCAAGCCAAAAUUGUGCGAGGCUUCCAGAUGAAGCUGGGCAAGGUCAGUCGCCUUAUCUUCCCCAUUGCAUCCCAUGAUCCCAACGAGCUCUCAGAUUUCACGCUAAGGAUACAGGUCAAGGAUGACAAGGAUGCCAUUUUGACCCAGUUCUGCGUCCAGACGCCACAGCCGCCUCCUAAAAGUGCCAUCAAACCGACAGGGCAGAGGCGGUUCCUCAAGAAGAACGAGGUUGGAAAGAUCAUCCUUUCACCUCUGGCUGCCACUGCCAAGUAUCCGGUUUUUCAGGACCGGCCGGUGUUGAGCUUGAAGUAUGGCAAACUGCUGAAAACAGUGGUGCGGCAAAGCAAGAAUCACUAUUUGCUGGAGUACAAGAAAGGAGAUGUCAUAGCCCUCCUCAGUGAGGAGAAGAUCAGGUUGAAGGGACAACUGUGGACAAAGGAGUGGUAUAUUGGCUACUACCAGGGCAAAAUAGGCCUUGUACACACCAAAAAUGUGCUGGUGGUUGGAAAGGUCAAACCCAGCUACUUCUCUGGGCCUGAUCUCACCACCAGCCUGUUGCUCGAGCAAAUCCUCAGACCCUGCAAAUUCCUAACCUACAUCUAUGCCUCCGUCAGGACUCUUCUCAUGGAGAACCUCAGCAGCUGGAGGUCCUUCGCGGAUGCGUUGGGGUAUUUGAACUUACCGCUCACGUUUUUCUGCCGAUCAGAGUUGGACAGUGAGCCAGAGCGAGUGGCAUCAGUGCUGGAGAAGCUGAAGGAAGACUGCAACAACACGGAGAACAAGGACAGGAAAUCUUUCCAGAAAGAGCUGAUGAUGGCCUUGCUGAAGAUGGACUGCCAAGGGCUGGUGGUCAGGCUUAUCCAGGACUUCGUGCUGCUCACCACGGCCGUGGAGGUGGCCCAGCGCUGGAGGGAGCUCGCUGAGAAGCUCGCCAAGGUCUCCAAGCAGCAGAUGGAUGCCUACGAGGCCCCGCACCGCGACAAAAGUGGGGUGGUGGACAGUGAGGCCAUGUGGAAACCCGCAUAUGACUUCCUCCUCACCUGGAGCAGCCAAAUGGGUGACAGCUACCGGGACGUGAUUCAGGAGCUGCACACAGGGCUGGACAAGAUGAAGAAUCCCAUCACCAAGCGUUGGAAGCAUCUCACAGGCACCCUCAUCCUCGUCAACUCCUUGGACAUGCUCCGGGCAGCUGCAUUCAGCCCACAAGACCACGAGGAUUUUGCUAUCUAGCUCCUUGCAGAGAUGUUUUCAUCCACGUCUCAUUUAUUGGUGGUAUCCGUAUUUUUCUGUUUUUCCCCUCUUUUUUUUUUUUUAACAGUUGAUUAUAAAAAGAAGAAGUGGAGAUUGCUCUCCCCAGGUUUAAAGAGGCCAAAGCUUGCAAGUUCUCAGCAGGACUGGAAAUCAGCAGGAGAAGACCCUCGUCUUGGUGGGAAGGCAUCCAGAAGGGAUGGCUUUUCAUAUGGAAUUGAUACCACUUCAACUAUUUCUUACUCAGACACUUAAAAGGGGCCAGGGGGGCGGGGAGGGAUCACAAAAGAGAACACGUGUUUUUUUUUAGGCAUUUACAAAUAAAAAAUCUAAUUUUUGUAAUGAGCAGUAAAAA